GCCACAAUUAAAAUAAACCCGAUCGUGGAGCGCUGCGAUCCCUUUGCAUAAAAACAUAUGGCUUUUGCUAUAAAAAUUAUGACUGCAAAGCACUGGGCCAUUAAUAGCGUGCGGAGUGAUUUACGCGUUAUUGUUCUGCCGGGCGGGCACGUGACGCGCGCGGCCAAUGGGGGCGCGGGCGCCGGCAACUUAUUAGGUGACUGUACUUCCCCCUGGUGCUACAAAGUUGUUACAUGAAAUCUGCAGUUUCAUAAUUUCCGCGGGUCGGGCCAGGCCGGCCGGGCGCGGGGCACGGCGAUGGCCACCACCGGGGCCCUAGGCAACUACUACGUGGACUCAUUCCUGCUGGGCACCGAUGCCGCGGAUGAGCUGGGCGCGGGCCGCUACGCGCCGGGAGCCCUGGGCCAGCCCCCGCGGCAGGCCGCGGCGCUGGCGGAGCACCCCGAUUUCAGCCCGUGCAGCUUCCAGUCCAAGGCGGCGGUGUUUGGCGCCUCGUGGAACCCGGUGCACGCGGCGGGCGCCAAUGCGGUGCCCGCGGCAGUGUAUCACCACCAUCACCACCACCCCUACGUGCACCCCCAGGCGCCCGUGGCGGCGGCGGCGCCGGACGGCAGGUACAUGCGCUCCUGGCUGGAGCCCACGCCCGGCGCGCUCUCCUUCGCGGGCUUGCCCUCCAGCCGGCCUUAUGGCAUUAAACCUGAACCGCUGUCGGCCAGAAGGGGUGACUGUCCCACGCUUGACACUCACACUUUGUCCCUGACUGACUAUGCUUGUGGUUCUCCUCCAGUUGAUAGAGAAAAACAGCCCAGCGAAGGCGCCUUCUCUGAAAACAAUCCUGAGAAUGAGAGCGGCGGAGACAAGCCCCCCAUCGAUCCCAGUAACCCGGCUGCCAACUGGCUCCAUGCUCGCUCCACGCGGAAGAAGCGCUGCCCCUAUACAAAACACCAAACGCUGGAACUGGAGAAAGAAUUUCUGUUCAACAUGUACCUCACCAGGGACCGCAGGUACGAGGUGGCCCGACUGCUCAACCUCACCGAGAGGCAGGUCAAGAUCUGGUUCCAGAACCGCAGGAUGAAAAUGAAGAAAAUCAACAAGGACCGAGCAAAAGACGAGUGAUGUGACUCAAGUUAAUUUGAAAAGAGAGCGAGCUAGAGAGAGAGAACUGCCCGUCCCCUUCUCCUACCCCCACCCCACCCCAGCCUCCACCACCCCGCAGAAAGCGGCUCUAAAUUCCAGGCCUCAUCUCCCCCUGACAAACCCUGCUCAGGCUGGUUCCUUGGCCUGCCGCUUUGAUGGAGGAGGUAUUGUAAGCUUUCCAUUUUCUAUAAGACAGAAAAAAAGGGGGGGGGUAUUAGCGCUGAUGGCUGUAUGUGCUAGCUUGUGUAUAUUUUUUAAAAAUCUACCUGUUCCUGGCUUAAAACAAAUAAACAAAAAAAACUACCUUUUUAUAAUGCACAAGUGUUGACGGCGGGCUGUAUAGUGUUUAGUCUGUGUAGUUAAUUUAAUUUGCUCUUUGUGCGGCAGAACGAUCUGCCCAGAUACUUGAACACUGUGUUUUAUUGUGGUAAUUAUGUUUUGUGACUCAAACUUCUGUGAUGGGUGAUGCACCCGUUGUGAUUGUGAAAGCUAGAAUUCGAUUUGAACUCAGGUUGUUUAUGAGGGGAGAAAACAGUUGCAUAGGGGUAUAGCUCUGUAGUGGAAUAUGUCUUCUGUAUAACUAGGCUGUUAACCUUUGAUUGUAAACUAGCUGUAAGGAUUUCCCAGUGAAAUAAAAUUUUUUAAAAAGAAAAGAAAGGGUUCUCCUGGACGCAUAGAUUCACGGUUUUCUCCAUUUUUGAAAUGCGGACAUUUUAGUCUCUACAUGCUCUAUAGACCUGUCUUGUCCAUUGUAUAUAUAUAAUCCACAUAUUAAAGAAAAAGUAAUCAAACAAGUUUGAAUAUUGCUUUUGCACCAAACAGUGAGGAAACUUGGAGCUAUACGUAUGUGCAGAAGGUUACUACCUAUGGUUUACGUUUAAUUUUAAUUGGGGGAAAAUGAAUGCUGAUUGUAAUGGAGUUAAUUUUAUUGAUAAUAAAUUAUACACUAUGAAACCGCCAUGGGGCUACCGUAGAUUUGUAUCCUUGAUGAAUCUGGGGUUUCCAUCAGGCUGAACGUACACUGUAUAUUUUGCAAUAGUUACCUCAAGGCCUACUGACCAAAUUGUGUUGAAAUAUUUAACUUUUUGCCAAAUAAAAUAUUGAUUCUUUUCUAA
Molecule: messenger RNA, 2252 nt
Organism: Lagenorhynchus albirostris (white-beaked dolphin)
Lineage: Eukaryota; Metazoa; Chordata; Mammalia; Artiodactyla; Delphinidae
Gene: HOXA9
Product: homeobox A9
Exons: 2
Coding region: 298-1116 (272 amino acids)
Biological process (GO): DNA-templated transcription; embryonic skeletal system morphogenesis; regulation of transcription by RNA polymerase II
Cellular component (GO): nucleus
Molecular function (GO): DNA-binding transcription factor activity, RNA polymerase II-specific; RNA polymerase II cis-regulatory region sequence-specific DNA binding
Source: RefSeq, a predicted model, not a curated record